Puntigrus tetrazona (Sumatra barb) is the source of this 1056-nucleotide messenger RNA. Its product is annotated as G2/mitotic-specific cyclin-B1-like. Gene Ontology annotation, cellular component: nucleus; cyclin B1-CDK1 complex; mitochondrial matrix. The record is from RefSeq and is a predicted model, not a curated record. Lineage: Eukaryota; Metazoa; Chordata; Actinopteri; Cypriniformes; Cyprinidae. The transcript has 7 exons. Gene Ontology annotation, biological process: mitotic metaphase chromosome alignment; regulation of cyclin-dependent protein serine/threonine kinase activity; mitotic cell cycle phase transition. Gene Ontology annotation, molecular function: cyclin-dependent protein serine/threonine kinase regulator activity. Bases 109 to 1056 code for a protein of 315 amino acids.
AGCGAAGACGCGCAAUAAAUCAGCUGCCGUCCAUCGCGUUGAUUAACGUCUGAGGAGAACAGAUCACGGGCUGCUUGGUUUGUCUGCCAGUUUUCGGGGAGUAAGACAAUGUCGCCUCCAGUUACUCGAGCGAGCUCCAGACUGAAGCAGCUGAGGUAUUCUCUCCGCUCCAGAGCGCCGCUGGGAAACGCGUCCAACCUGAUCUCUGUUCACCGAGGGGACGAGGAGCCGAAGGGAACCGAGCUGGAGCGCGAUAGGAGGCAAAAAGCUGCACGCGUAAAGAAGGACGGGUUAAAGAGCAAGCGAGCCGCAGCCGAGCCUCCUUCAGCACCGAACCAGAACCUCUCUGAGGAGCGUGACGCGGUCGAGCCUCCUGCUCCACGCGCACCGACGCUGUCAGGACCCGGGCGUCUUCAGGAACCGCCUGACGCUCCUCAGACGUUCUCCAUCCUGUUGCUCAACAUUCCAGAUGUGGACUCGGCGGACGCUGGAGAUGCCCAGAUGUGCAGUGAAUACGUGUGUGACAUCUACGCUUAUUUACAGCAGCUCGAGGUAGCGAUGGCCAUCAGGCCGUGUCAUCUGGAGGGUCAGGAGGUGAGCGGCGGCAUGCGAGCGGUCUCCAUCGACUGGGUCAUGCAGGUUCAGAGAGAGUUCAGACUGUCACAGGAGACUCUCUUCAUGACCGUCGGCAUCAUCGACCGCUUCCUUCAGAAUAACCCGGUGCCCAGGAAGUAUUUGCAGCUGCUCUGUGUGACUGCGAUGCUGCUGGCGUCUAAGUAUGAGGAGCUCUACCCGCCCACGGUUGGAGACUUUGCGUUUGUGACGGAUGGGGCAUACAGCUGUGGAGACAUCCGGAGGAUGGAGAGAAUCGUCUUAAAGCGCUUGAACUACAGCCUCGGCCGACCCCUUCCUUCUCACUUCCUGCAGAGGGUCUGUAAGAUUGGACAGGCCGGUCCGAGGGAGCGCGAGCUGGCCUCCUUCCUGACGGAGCUGAUGGUUCUGGACUAUGAUCUGGUCCAUGUUCCUCCGUCUCUCACGCAGCGGCCGCGCUUGUAG